This is a messenger RNA of Abrus precatorius (Indian licorice), 2266 nucleotides long. Its product is annotated as trehalose-phosphate phosphatase A. The transcript is spliced from 12 exons. The record is from RefSeq and is a predicted model, not a curated record. Gene Ontology annotation, biological process: trehalose biosynthetic process. Bases 707 to 1879 code for a protein of 390 amino acids. NCBI's taxonomy places the organism in Eukaryota, Viridiplantae, Streptophyta, Magnoliopsida, Fabales, Fabaceae. Gene Ontology annotation, molecular function: trehalose-phosphatase activity.
AAGAAAUAUCUCGAACAUUCAUUGUUGUUAUCUUGAAUUCGUGCUGAUUGAAAUCUUCUAGGAGCGUCUUUUAGUAAUCAGGCAGGAUAUUUUAUGUUUUGAUUUUCUUAAAAUGAGUUUUUUUUCCCUCUCUGUUAGGUUUGGGAAAUUGAAUUUAUAUGGAGAUAUUUGAAUCUGAAAGAAGGUUUGACACCUGUUUCCAGUCAUAUGAGGAUGGGUUUUCUUUUCGUCAAUAUAGUUAGUUAAGCGACUGAUCAUGUGAAAAUUGUACAAAUUCUUUUGUUCAUUAGCAGCUCUUGCUGUUCAAUUUUGUAAACAAUAAUCAAGGAUAAAAUCCAAAAGUUGUUAAUUUUCCUUUUCCAUUUUGCUAAAUUUUUCCUUUUUAUAUGCUUAUUGCAAAAGCAUUAAAGUGUGUUCAACUAUCUUGGUUACACACAAUUGUCCUAUAUGCCUUCACACUUUUCUCAUAUAAAAAUACAUGAUCCUAACUCCUAUGUAUUACUCAGCCACAGUUCAAGGAGCUCAGCAGUUGAUGGACUGUUACCCCAAGAGCAGUGACAAGAAAACGUUAAAGAGGUGGUUUUUUAUUGAUAAAAGAGUUGGGUGAAGUGGAAAUCUGAUAGGUAUUAGUUUGAUUGAUGCUCAAUACUCCUUAAAUUUCUUACAUUGUUGCUACACUGUAAACUGGUUUAUAAACCUGGAUCCCAUGGACUUAAAGUCGAAUCAUACUCCUGUUCUCACUGAUGCUGCACCCGUAACAAAGUCUAGACUGGGUGUGCAUUCCGGUUUGUUGCCUUACUCCCAUACUGGGGCAACCUUUCCACAUGGAAUGUUAUUGAAUAUCCCGAGGAAGAAGACAGGAAUUCUUGAAGAUGUUCGUUCUAGUGGUUGGUUGGAUGCCAUGAAAUCAUCAUCACCUCCAGCCAGGAAGAUAACGAAGGAUGUUAGUCAUGGGUUUGCAUCAUCUGAUGCUGAUACUACUAGUUCUUAUUUUACCUGGCUGCUAAAAUAUCCAUCUGCACUUACAUCUUUUGACCAAAUCACAAACUAUGCAAAGGGAAAAAGAAUCGCGUUAUUUAUGGAUUAUGAUGGAACUCUUUCCCCAAUUGUGGAUAAUCCUGACUGUGCUUUCAUGUCCGACAAUAUGCGUGCUGCCGUUAAAAAGGUGGCAGAAUAUUUUCCAACAGCAAUAAUUAGUGGAAGAAGUCGUGACAAGGUAUAUGAAUUUGUAGGACUAACAGAGCUCUAUUAUGCUGGUAGUCAUGGGAUGGACAUCAUUGGACCUGUUAGGCAAUCUGUAUCUGAUAGUCACCCUAACUGCAUCAUUAGGUCUACGGACAAGCAGGGUAAGGAAGUUAAUUUAUUCCAACCUGCUGCUGAAUUCCUGCCCAUGAUUAAUGAGGUAUUUAAGUCCCUUGUUGGGUGUACAAAAGACAUUAAAGGAGCAAAAGUUGAGAACAAUAAAUUUUGUGUAUCUGUACACUACCGCAAUGUUGAUGAAAAGAGUUGGGAUUUGGUGGGGCAGCGAGUUCAUGAUGUUCUGAAGGACUAUCCACGGUUGCGAUUAACUCAUGGGCGGAAGGUUUUAGAGGUCCGUCCUGUGAUUAACUGGGAUAAGGGUAAAGCUGUCACAUUUUUGCUCGACUCACUUGGACUUAACAAUUGUGAUGAUGUGCUUCCUAUAUAUAUUGGAGAUGAUCGGACUGAUGAAGAUGCAUUCAAGGUGUUGAAAGAGGGAAAUAAAGGUUAUGGAAUCUUGGUGUCUUCAGCUCCAAAAGAAAGCAACGCAAUUUACUCUCUUCGUGAUCCAUCAGAGGUCAUGGAAUUUCUCAAGUCACUUGUUUUAUGGAAAUCAAGCCCCUUAAAAAGCCUUAUAUAGUGUAUAGAGGAGAGUAUACUCUGCUAUACUAAUAAAAAUAGCUUUUCCGAUUUCGGUUUUCUCGGAAACAUUCCAAGAGGUCCUGGAGCAGAUUUAACGCACAGAAGACCUCUUAUAUGGUAACAACAGCGUUGUCGCUACCUAGUUGUUUUGCUCCUGUGGCAACUGUAAAUUCCUGGCUCAUAAUUAUAAAUAUCUUAAAGAAUUAAAGAAAAUAUGUUGAGUUUUUUUUUUCUCCCAUUCAAAAGUGUAUUGAUGUUUAAUCAUUGCUGCUUCAGUUUUGAACACUAUCUAACCACUGAAACGGGAGUUACAAGCAUUAUUAUUCAUUUGUUAAUUAUUUUUUUACAUGUAGUUGUGUUUGAAUAACAUAUGGGAUAGCUUUUG